This is a messenger RNA of Coregonus sp. 'balchen', 16812 nucleotides long. The record is from the annotation of a GenBank genome assembly. Lineage: Eukaryota; Metazoa; Chordata; Actinopteri; Salmoniformes; Salmonidae.
GUUAUUAUGCAGUCAUUCACAGCCAAUACGAGAUCGAUCGACUAGAGCAGAGGAACAAAUUGUUUGUCUAUUUGAAAAGUUAGCUGUCAUAAACACAAAUUAUUACGAUACCGUUUAGCUCAGUUGAAGUGAUGAUCAGGUUGUGAGUUAGUGAUGGAGAACAUUGAUGAGACACGGUUUCUUAUCACCCGUACCGUCCAAGCUCUGGGCUCCGCUCUACGGAGAGAGCCUGAAAAUGUUCCCGAUGCUAAUGGUCUGGGUAGCGGUGACAGGAUCUCGAGUGAGCCGGAGAAGCUUUGGUUCAAAGAAAGCAGCGCUAAGAAUCUCCAAAACAGGGACUUCUUGUCACCCACUACGGUGCUGAAUACGCUUUAUGCAGACGGACAGGUCGGUGUGCUAGAUAGCUAGCUUCUUAAUAUUAUUAUUUUAUUAUCUUGAACCCAAAUAUAUUUUUCAUUUGAAUUGUUUGCAGUUGGGUGCACUGGUUAUAACGCAUGGGUUGACAGGCAGACACACACACACACACAGUUGACAGCACACGCUUUUAUUUUUGACAGGUUGAAGAGUCUUGAGAGAUGUGGAGGCUAAUUAUUUUACCCCGACCUAUCUUCAACAACAUCCACUUGAUGAUUGUGAACAAAAUUAAAUUAAUACGUUUUCAUAUUUGAGACCGUUGACAUUGUCCUCAUCGACAUAACAUUUAAACCCUGCGGCAAAAAUUAUUAACCCCUGACUGGCAAAUCUAAUGUGGGUCACUCACAGCAAAAUGUGGCACCAUGUUUUUACAUGGGGUCUCGCGAGUCGAUAUUUACAUGGCAUCGCUCAGGCGUUGCUGAGGUCACAGCCACAAAGUAAUAAACACCGCCUAUUUGUACAAUUUCUCUUCUUAAAAUGUGAUUUUCAACCUAACCUUAACCCAAACCUUAACUACACUGCUAACGUUAUGCCUAACUUUAAAUUAAGACCAAAAAGCACAUUUUUGUUUUCAUACAUUUUUAUGAUGUAGACAAUUUUGGCUUUGUGGCUGUGGAAUCUCGUUGAUGACGCAUGCUAGAUCUUACAUCUUUAUGUAUCAGCUAAGCACGUCAUAGCAUCUGUCAGUCGAUGAUGUGGAACUCAACCAUUGGUUGAUGCAUGCAAAGUCUGCCAAAAUAGUUGCCUGGUUGCCUUCCCUGCUCAGACGUUGCAACCAAUGGUUGCGUGGCCACGUCAUCGGGCACCAGAUUGCUAUAUCAUAAGAUGUGGUUAGCUGAUACAUAAAUUACCUAUCCAGGUAUUGUAAGAUCUGGCAUGCGUCAGCAACGUCUGAGCUGGGGACACUACCAGAGUCAUGCAGUAGGAAAAUUAGGCCUACAUUACUGAAGGCAGAAGGCUACUACUACUGCAAUAUUGUUUUUGACUGUGUGAUUGAUAGUUUGAUAGUGUAUAUGUCUUUGAAUUUUAGAAGAACUGUCUGCUAUCCAUGGACAGUAUGUAAGUGUAAUGUGUUUCUGUGUUUGUGUCUAGGUUCCCCCAGCAGUGAUGGGUAGAGUGCUGUCCCUGAGAGGGAGUGGGGUUCUCCCUGUGGCUGGGGGGGAGGUCAUGGGAGAGGGGCUGAGGGUGCGGGUCAACCGGACUGCUGCGUUUCAGAAGGUCCUGAGUGGAGUGUCGGCGUACCUGAAGCCUCCUAGCCAGAGACAGGGGUGUGUGGUGCUCAACUGCCCCGCCCUGCACCCCAAACCGAAUUUACCCUCCCCCGACACACUCACGCUGGGGCAACUACGCACUGUGCUGCUGACUGACCACUUUGGGGCGCUACUGAGGAGACAGGGGUGAGUUAGGAUAUGGUUUGAUAACUGGUCUGACAUUAUGUCACUGUCCAGUACAUUGUAUGUAUCCGUGUUGUGUAUGUUCAUGCAAUAUGUGCCAGCUUGGUUAAAUAUGUAUAGACUGCGUAGAUAGAGGGUGUUGCAUUAUCACCAUAUCAUAUAUCAGUGUUAGUAACAUCCCUGUUUUUCUCAGGUUUACUGUGUCCUGCUGCCCUGUGCUGCCAGAAGAUAGCGACAUUAUCGUCUUCCUCCGAAUACUUGGUGUCGAUUGGCCGUCAGUGCCGGUCAGCUGGACCAAUGACGAGAGGGAGGAGAAGAUGUUGGAGGCUUUACAAAAUUCCCCGUACAAAGAAAGCGAGGAGACAGAUGGAGGAAGGAGAGAGAGUGAAGGAAAGAAGAUGGAGGGGGAGAAGGAGUGGGGGAUGCUCAGGGUGAACUUGAAGAGGGUGUUUCAGGAGGAGCAACUGCCAGGGUAUGACCCCAGCCUGGGCACCUGUACAGGUAAGACAUGAAGGACCUUUGAUCCUUGACCUAGGUUAGGACCUGGGGAUUUGUUUUGAAACAUGUGCUAACCUGUGAUUAACACAUAAAUUGGCACAGACAGAAUGUUAGGGUCAAAUUGUUCAAUACAAUGAAAUUGUCUCAUAUGGAACUAAGUCUAUAAUAUGACGCCUUUAGAUAUGAAACUAAUAUAGCCUAGGGAAAUAAAACCUCCAUAGCUUAACAGUCUAUUAUAGAUUUGACUUAAGAACUGUCUGUAACAUAAUUCAUGUGAUUUUUCCUCAGUGCAAAGAGACAGUGUGUCUCAUCUGGCCCAACUGGACAGGGCUACUGCAGACUGCACAGUGAGUCAAGCUUUCUAUUCCCCAACGCUUUAAACAUCAAGCUUUAGCCGUGUACUACUAUAGUACUACUAUAUGACUAAAAUGUAAAUAUCUAUGGCCGUGUACUACAAUAACGUCUCAUGUUUGGUUAUCACAUCUCUUAUUGACCUAGGUAUCCACGGCAACCGCGGUACAUGUCACUUCCUGUCAGGAUGAGUUCCGUCAGCAGCAGAUAGCGAUGCUAUGGAGAGCCAGCGGUGCAACAGUGACACAGGUUUGUUUGACACAACAUUAACUACCACAUAAUGGUGAUCUGUACUUCACCAUACUAACCAAUAGAGGUGCACCCAGGGGUGAAAGUAAGCCGGUGCGGUCCGGAGUACCGGCAAAAUAAAUAGUGCCGGUACGGCGUACCGGUAAAACAUGAGACUAUCACAAUAAUUAAAACAAAGAUGGAAAGGUUGUGUUCACGCCCCAUUAAAAGGUAAUAGAUUUUUAAAGUUAAAUGACAUGUUGUUACUGUUAAGCCCAUUCAAGCGUGUGUAUGCAUAGGAAGUACUGUACUGGGAAGAAAUUAAAUCUACUUUCACCACUGGGUGCACCAAUAAAAAAUGUUGAUGACUGAUUCAAGUACCAAGUCCUUACUGUUGAGGGUGCCUUGUAAGGAUCCGACGGCGAGCGAGUAAUCUGCUUCUUCCAUCAAUCCUAUUAGCCAACGUACAAUCAUUGGAAAACAAAAUGGACGACCUAAGAUCAAGAAUAUCCCACCAACGGGACAUAAAAAACUGUAAUAUCUUAUGUUUCACCGAGUCGUGGCUGAACGACGACAUGGAUAACAUACAGCUAGCGGGAUAUACGCUACAUCGGCAGGAUAGAACGGCUGACUCCGGUAAGACAAGGGAUAGUGGUCUGUGUAUAUUUGUAAACAAUAGCUGGUGCACAAAAUCUAAUACUAAGGAAGUCUCGAAGUAUCUCAUGAUAAGCUGUAGACCACACUAUUUACCAAUAGUUUUCUUCUAUAUUUUUCGUAGCUGUCUAUUUACCACCACAAACCGAUGCUGUCACUAAGAUUGCACUCAAUGAGCUGUAUAAGGCCAUAAGCAAACAGGAAAACGCUAAUCCAGAGGCAGCGCUCCUAGUGGCCGGGAAACUUAAAUGCAGGGAAACUUAAAUCCGUUCUACCUCAUUUCUACCAGCAUGUUAAAUGUGCAACCAGAGGAAAAACAACUCUAGACCACCUUUACUCCACACACAGAGACGCGUACAAAGCUCUCCCUCGCCCUCCAUUUGGCAAAUCUGACCACAAUUCUAUCCUCCUGAUUCCAAAUCAAAUCAAAUUUUAUUUGCCACAUGCGCCGAAUUCAACAGGUGUAGACAUUACAGUGAAAUGCUUACUUACAAGCCCUUAACCAACAAUGCAGUAAAAUAAAAAAAGUGUUAAGUAAUAAAAUGAAAGCAAAUAACUAAAGAGCAGCAGUAAAAUAAAAUAACAGUAGGGAGGCUAUAUACAGGGGGUACCGGUACAGAGUCAAUAUAGAUAAUAAACAGAGUAGCAGAAGCAUAAAAGAGAAAAAGAAGAGGACUGAGCACGCCCCCAUUCUCAUCGACGGGGAUGUAGUGGAGCAGGUUGAGAGCUUCAAGUUCCUUGGUGUCCACAUCACCAACAAACUAUCAUGGUCCAAACACACCAAGACAGUCGUGAAGAGGGCACGACAAAGCCUAUUCCCCCUCAGAUCCUCAAAAAGUUCUACAGCUACACCAUCGAGAGCAUCCUGACUGGUUGCAUCACCGCCUGGUAUGGCAACUGCUCAGCCUCCGACCACAAGGCACUACAGAGGGUAGUGCGUACGGCCCAGUACAUCGCUGGGGCCAAGCUUCCUGCCAUACAGGACCUCUAUACCAGGUAGUGUCAGAGGAAGGCCCUAAAAAUUGUCAAAGACUCCAGCCAUCCUAGUCAUAGACUGUUCUCUCUGCUACCGCACGGCAAGUGGUACCGGAGCGCCAAGUCUAGGUCCAAAAGGCUUCUUAACAUUUUCUACCCCCAAGCCAUAAGACUCCUGAACAUCUAAUCAUGGCUACCCGGACUAUUUGCAUUAUCCCCCCCACCCCCUCUUUUACGCUGCUGCUACUCUGUUUAUAAUCUAUGCAUAGUCACUUUAACUCUACCCACAUGUACAUAUUUCCUCAAUUACCUCGACUAACCGGUGCCCCCGCACAUUGACUCUGUACCGGUACCCCCGGUAUAUAGCCUCCCUACCGUUAUUUUAUUUUACUGCUGCUCUUUAGUUAUUAGUUAUUUUUUACUUAUCUAUUUUUUACUUAACACUUUUUUUCUUAAAACUGCAUUGUUGGUUAAGGGCUUGUAAGUAAGCAUUUCACUGUAGUCGGCGCAUGUGGCAAAUAAAAAUUGAUUUGAUUUGAUCUGCCGAUGCCUACAGAGUUUCUGUCACUCUAAAUUUCAAGCUUCUGCCUCCAACCCUGGGAAACUAUUCUCCACUUUCUCCUCCCUCCUUAAUCUUCCACCUCCUCCCUCAACCACUUAGAAAAAAAGGUUUCACUACUGAGCCCACUGGUCCCACUCACACAAAGCUAGGUACGUCUUGACCUCUUUCUCCCCUCUCUCUUCAGAUGAAAUCCUGCGACUAGUGAUGUCCGGCCACCCAACAACCUGCCCACUUGACCCCAUCCCCUCGUCCCUUCUCCAGACCAUCUCUGGAGACCUUCUCCCAUUCCUCACUUCCUUCAUCAACUCAUCCCUGACCACUGGCUGUUUCCCCUCUGACUUUAAGAUGGCCAGAACCGCUCCUCUCCUCAAGAAACCAACACUCGACCCCUCUGACGUCAAAAACGACAUCCCUUCUCCUUUUCUUUCCAAAACAGUGUUUUUUUCUUCAUUUUUUUCUCUCUGACUCUCUUGUUAUCUCUCUCAGAAUGAUCUUCUUGACCCUAACCAGUCAAGCUUCAAGGCAGCUCACUAAACUGAUACCACUCUUCUCUCUGUCUGCUCUGCCAAAGCUGACACUCUCUCUUCUGUUCUUAUCCUCCUAGAUCUAUCCGUUGCCUUCGACACCGUGAACCAAUAGAUCCUCCUUCCCACCCUCUCAGGGUUGGGCGUCUCAGGCUCUGCACCAAUCCUGGGAUUACAUCCUACCUGGCAGGUCGCUCUUACCAGGUGGCGUGGAGAGGAUCUGUGUCUGCACCACGUGCUCUCACUGCUGGUAUCCCCCAGGGCUCGGUUCUAGGCGCUCUCCUCUUCUCUCUUCCAUGCCAAGUCACUCGGCUCCGUCAUAUCCUCCCACAUGGUCUCUCCUAUCAUUGCUAUGCGGAUGACAUUCAACUACUCUUCUCCUUCCCCUCUUCUGACACCCGGUGGGACAGGUGGCAGACAUGCUGGAUGUCGCCCUUUCUGCUAUUUGCACUAUCUCGCACUCUAGAUCCAGGUUAUACUAUGUCAUAUUCACUAAGCUAAGCUGCUACAUUGGCACAACUGUAUGUGUUUCUGCUUUAUGUUUUUUUUUACCCAUAUGAACCUGUGUGUUUUUACACCUUUGCAUCUUGGCCAGCGCAGUUGAAAUGAGAACGUUAACUGGUUACCUGGUGUGAAUCAAAAAAAAUAAAAUAAAACCCCUCAGUACUUGCAAACGUAGCUCUCUCCCUCGCGGGAAAAGGCCUGCCCGCUCCAACACCUCUCCAUCAUGGUUGACAACGCCACGGUGUCCCCUUCCCAGAGUGCAAAGAACCUUGGCGUGACCUUGGACAACACCCUGUCGUUCUCUGCAAACGUCAAAGCAGUGACUCGCUUCUGCAGGUUCAUGCUCUACAACAUCCGUAGAGUACGACCUUUCCUCAUACAGGAAGUGGCGCAGGUCCUAAUCCAGGCAUUUGACAUCUCCCGUCUAGACUACUGCAAAUCUCUGUUGGCUGGGCUCCCCACUUGUGCCAUCAAACCCAUGCAAUUUAUCCAGUAUGCCGCAGCCCGCCUGGUGUUCAACCUUCCUAAGUUUUUGCAUGUCAUCCCGCUCCUCCGCACACUCCACUGGCUUCCCGUCGAAACUCACAUCAUCUUCAAGACCCUGGUGCUUGCCUACGGCACAGCAAGGGGAACUGCCCCUCCUUACCUCCAGGUUAUGCUCAAACCCUACAUUCCAACCUGAGCCAUCCGUUCUGCCACCUCUGCUCUCUUGGCCCACCCAACCCUACGGGAGGGCAGCUCCCACUCAGCCCAGUCAAAGAUCUUCUCUGUCCUGGCACCCCAAUCGUGGAACAAGCUUCCCCCUAAAGUAAGGACAGUGGAGUCCCUGCCCAUCUUCUGAAAACGUCUGAAACCCUACCUCUUUGAAGCGUAUCUUAAAGCUAAAAUAUGUAACAAAGUAUUUAUCAGCAAAGUCAGUGCUAGUAGGAAAAGAUGAGUGCCUUUUAUCUUUCAUUUGGGGGGGGGGUUAUAGAUCUGUCAGUAGAUGUGUUCUAUGUGCGCUAUUUCUAUGCUUCCCGUUCUUAAGGUUUGUUUUUGCGUCUUUUACUUUUGGUUUUGUACAUCAGCUUCAAACAGCUGAAAAUACAAUAAUUUUGGUUAUGGAAAAUAUAUUUCACAGCGGUUUAGAUGGUACAAUGAUUCUCUACACUAUACUUGCUUGUUUUGCCACAUUAAACUGAAAUUAGGCGAACUAUUAGAAUUUUAGCAACCAGGAAAUGCUGGUUUGAUUUCAUAGCGCAGCUUUAAAUAACUCUCACGGCGCAAAUGAAAGAUAAAAGCCACUCAUCUUUUCCUACUAGCACUGACUUUGCUGAUAAAUACUUUGUUGAGGGAAAAUGUACUUAAUACGAUUGUGAUGGAUUGUUGUCUCACCUAGCUAUCUUAAGAUGAAUGCACUAAUUGUAAGUUGCUCUGGAUAAGAGGGUCUGCUAAAUUACUAAAAAUGUAAAUAAAAAAAUGUGUAAAACAAAAUCUGACGGUAUUGACAAUAUUGCUUUAUGCAUCCACAAAACAGUCUCUCAACCUAUCCUGGCUGCAACCAAAUACAUUAUGAGUGAACCAGUUUUCCCUCUUUCCUCUUUCUGUUUCUCAGAGGUAUCUAGUUUGUGGACCAGUGAAGACUCCUGGAACUCACCUCAGUGCGGCCCAGUACCUUCAGUAAGAACUACAUCUAGUUUUAUCCAUUUGAUUUCUCUUUAUUCCCAGCACCUAAGUAUAUCACUGUGCUCCGCCGUCUGCUCGAAGGUAGUCUUUUGAGAUCUCAAAUGCAAUCUUCAGAUUUCAAAUGUAGUCUAUUCAGAUCUCCUCGAGCCACUGCAUGUCUGUGUCUCAUCGGGUCUUUGUUCACCCUGUCCUAUAGACUGAGAAGAGUGCAGAUGAAGGAAGCCUCAGAGAUGAAGUACGGAGAACAAGUCGAAGGUGAGUGUGCUCAAUUUGUCUGUAGCGUGUGUGUGCCUUUUUAAUGUGUAUCAGAGACAUAUAUUAUAUGGCACUGAUUUGUAUGAUUAGGGUAUGUGAUUCUUCUCCUUGGACUUAAUACUUCUAUUACAACUCCAAAUCAUUUUCCAGGCCAUACUUGGGAUGACAUCAUCAAGGUCAUGACCUCAGCCACGGUGAGGUUUGAGCUGCUCUCAACGGUCCAUAUGAGCCCGGUGAGUCUUAGGAGCAGUGUGUGUGCACAGUUGUGCACACCAAUAAUCAUGUGUGUGUGGCUCUGUAGCGUGCUGGCCUACCUUGCUCUCCAGGGGGUUUGUGCCUGGCUGGUGUUGUGUUGAGUCAGAGCUGACUGGCAACUGUUUUAAAACACAGGUCACUCUGGACGUGCAGAGGGAAGGCAGUGUGUCCACCAAAGGCCCCAGAGGCGGAGUCUUCGUCAUGUACAACUGUGCUCGGCUGCACACCCUCUUUGACAGUUACGAGCGAGGCGUGGAGAAGGGUGAGACAUGCACAGCAACAUGAUGAUGAUGCAUACGAUUAUGGUCAUUUAGCAGACGUGACUGGCUUAUCCACUGUUAACACGUACUGUAUAUUUGUAGUCCAACCACAAUCUAGCACUUCCUCACCCAACUGAACCACACGGUUGUACAUACGCAAACACUACCAAUAUAUAAUAAUAGACAGACCAUUUAGCAGAAGCUUUUAUCCAAAGCGACUUAGUCAUGUGUGCAUACAUUUUAUGUGUGGGUGGCCCCAGCGGGAAUCGAACCCACAACCGGUGACGUUGCAAGUACCGACUGAGCCACACAAGACCACAAACUACCAUGUUGUAUAUGAGUACUAGUCCACACCAAGCAAUAUAAACAUAAUUGUACUAUGUAUUUAUUCUGAUGCUGCAUGUUCAGUUCCCCUGUAUUUGCCUCCCACAGGACUUUACCCUGAAAUCCCAGAGGGCUCCCAGUUGGACUUCUCAGCUUUAAAAGAAGAGGUAGGCCCACAGUAGGUGUGCAGAUAAAGGAUUAGUUUGACCUUUUAGGUCAUCAUUAUAUGGACGGGGGGGGACCUAAACCUAGAUCAGCACUUCUACUCUGAGACAAUUUGUGAAUAUGGGCCCAGAUAUCUGUGUUUAAUUUUUACUUAGGUCCUCUAGACACUGUUCUACACAGUCAUGGUGUCUAUCUUCCUGUUUCACAGGGGGAGUGGCUUCUUCUGUUCAAUUACCUCAUUCCAUUCUCUGAGCUUCUCGACCAAUCAGGACAGACGUUGGAGUGUGAUGGAGGAGGGGCCAGAGUCAACCUGAAGACUGAACAGGUGAGGUUUAAAAGGAUAUAUUUUAGUGUAUUGAAAUAUCAGUUGAUAGCAAAAAUGAAAACACGAGGGCAGGCCAAACUCUUUGGUCCUUUAAAAACCUGCUGUAUGUAACAUAUUGUUUGCUAUAGCUUGGAAAAUUAAUAAAUGUCACUGGAUGACAACAUAAUGACGUUUGUUUCGAACAUUAGGGCUGUUUUCCUAAAGAAGUUUAAUCCACUUUGUGUUUUGUUUCCUUGCCACGAUACUAACGAGUAUCGUGAUACUGGUAUCGUCCCUGCCCUAGUUGAUCUAGGUGAAUGAAUGCUCAUAUAAUGUAUGUUUAAUGUGUGUGCAAUGUGUGUCCCAGAUCUGCAAGUUCUUGGUGUCCCUCAGUAAGGAUUUUAGCUCCUAUUACAACAGAGUCCACGUCCUUGGGGUAAGCGCUCAGUCAUUUUACCGCUAUGUCUGUCUGUCUGUGUUGAGCAUGGGGGUAGUUAAAUUAGGUUAGAGUUAGUGGACAGUGCACUGUUACAGCAUGUGUCUCGCAGUAUGUAGAAUUAAAUAUAUGUUUGCAUGUGUGAUCAAAUAAAAUAAAAUGUAUUGGUCACAUACACAUGGUUAGCAGAUGUUAUUGCGAGUGUAGCGAAAUGCUUGUGCUUCUAGUUCCGACAGUGCAGCAAUAUCUAGCAAGUAAUAUCUAACAAUUCCACAACAAAAACCUAAUACACACAAAUCUAAGUAAAGGAAUGGAAUAAGAAUAUAUAAAUAUAUGGAUGAGCAAUGUCAUUGUCAGAGUGGCAUAGGAUAAGAUGCAAUAGAUAGAAUAGAAUACAGUAUAUACAUAUGAGAUGGGUAAUGCAAGGUAUGUAAACAUUAUUAAAGUGACUAGUGUUCCAUUUAUUAUAGUGACCAGUGAUUUUCAAGUCUGUAUGUAGGCAGCAGCCUCUCUGUGCUAGUGAUGGCUGUUUAACAGUCUGAUGGCCUUGAGAUAGAAGCUGUUUCUCAGUCUCUCGGUCCCAGCUUUGAUGCACCUGUACUGACCUCGCCUUCUGGAUGAUAGCGGGGUGAACAGGCAGUGGCUCGGGUGGUAGUUGUCCUAGAUGAUCCUUUUGGCCUUCCUGUGACAUUAGGUGCUGUAGGUGUCCUGGAGGGCAGGUAGUUUUGCCCCCAGUGAUGCGUUGUGCAGACCACACCACCCUCUGGAGAGCCCUGCGGUUGAGUGAGAGGUUAUUUUCCUGGCACCACACUCCGAGAGCCCUCACCUCCUCCCUGUAGGCUGUCUCAUCGUUGUUGGUAAUCAAGACUACUACUGUUGCGUCGUCUGCAAACUUGAUGAUUGAGUUGGGGGCUGAGCACGCACCCUUGUGGGGCCCCAGUGUUUAGGAUCAGCGAAGUGGAGAUGUUGUUUCCUAUCUUCACCACCUGGGGCGGCCCGUCAGGAAGUUCAGGACCCAAUUGCACAGGGCGGGGUUGAGACCCAGGGCCUCAAGCUUAAUGAUGAGCUUGGAGGGUACUAUGGUGUUGAAUGCUGAGCUAUAGUCAAUGAACAGCAUUCUUACAUAGGUAUUCCUCUUGUCCAGAUGGGAUAGGGCAGUGUGCAGUGUGAUGGCGAUUGCAUCAUUUGUGGACUUAUUGGGGCGGUAAGCAAAUUGAAGUGGGUCUAGGGUGACAGGUAAGGUGGAGGUGAUAUGAUCCUUGACUAGUCUCUCAAAGCACUUCAUGAUGACAGAAGUGAGUCCUACGGGGUGAUAGUCAUUUAGUUCAGUUACCUUUGCAUUCUUGGGUACAGGAACAAUGAUGGCCAUCGUGAAGCAUGUGGGGACAGCAGACUGGGAUAGGGAGAGACUGAAAAUGUCCGUAAACACACCAGCCAGCUGAUCUGCGCAUGCUCUGAGGACGCGGCUAGGAAUGCCAUCUCGGCCGGCAGACUUGCGAGGGUUAACACGUUUGAAUGUCUUACUCACGUCGGCCACGGAGAAGGAGAGCCCACAGUCCUUGGUAGCUGGCCGCGUCGGUGGCACUGUGUUAUCCUCAAAGCGGGCAAAGAACUUGUUUAGCUUGUCUGGCAGCAAGACGUCGGUGUCCGCGACGUGGCUGGUUUUCCUAUUGUAGCCCCGUGAUUGUCUAUAAACCCUCCCAAAUACAGUUGAAUCGGAAGUUUACAUACACUUAAGUUGGAGUCAUUAAAACUUGUUUUCAACCACUCCACACAUUUCUUGUUAACAAACUAUAUUUUGGCAAGUCGGUUAGGACAUCACUUUGGCAUGACACAAGUAAUUUUUCCAACAAUUGUUUACAGACAGAUUAUUUCACUUAAAAUUCACUGUAUCACAAUUCCAGUGAGUCAGAAGUUUGCAUACAGGGGGGAAAAAAAGUAUUUAGUCAGCCACCAAUUGUGAAAGUUCUCCCACUUAAAAAGAUGAGAGAGGCCUGGGAAUUUUCAUCAUAGGUACACUCAACUAUGACAGACAAAAUGAGAAAAAUUCCAGAAAAACAAAUUGUAGGAUUUUUUAUGAAUUUAUUUGCAAUUAUGGUGGAAAAUAAGUAUUUGGUCAAUAACAAAAGUUUCUCAAUACUUUGUUAUAUACCCUUUGUUGGCAAUGACACAGGUCAAAACGUUUUCUGUAAGUCUUCACAAGGUUUUCACACACUGUUGCUGGUAUUUUGGCCCAUUCCUCCAUGCAGAUCUCCUCUAGAGCAGUGAUGUUUUGGGGCUGUCGCUGGGCAACACAGACUUUCAACUCCCUCCAAAGAUUUUCUAUGGGGUUGAGAUCUGGAGACUGGCUAGGCCACUCCAGGACCUUGAAAUGCUUCUUACGAAGCCACUCCUUCGGUGUGUUUGGGAUCAUUGUCAUGCUGAAAGACCCAGCCACGUUUCAUCCUCAAUGCCCUUGCUGAUGGAAGGAGGUUUUCACUCAAAAUCUCACGAUACAUGGCCCCAUUCAUUCUUUCCUUUACACGGAUCAGUCGCCUGGUCCCUUUGCAGAAAAACAGCCCCAAAGCAUGAUGUUUCCACCCCCAUGCUUCACAGUAGGUAUGGUGUUCUUUGGAUGCAACUCAGCAUUCUUUGUCCUCCAAACACGACGAGUUGAGUUUUUACCAAAAAGUUAUAUUUUGGUUUCAUCUGACCAUAUGACAUUCUCCCAAUCCUCUUCUGGAUCAUCCAAAUGCACUCUAGCAAACUUCAGACGGGCCUGGACAUGUACUGGCUUAAGCAGGGGGACACGUCUGGCACUGCAGGAUUUGAGUACCUGGCGGCGUAGUGUGUUACUGAUGGUAGGCUUUGUUACUUUGGUCCCAGCUCUCUGCAGGUCAUUCACUAGGUCCCCCUGUGUGGUUCUGUGAUUUUUCCUCACCGUUCUUGUGAUCAUUUUGACCCCAUGGGGUGAGAUCUUGCGUGGAGCCCCAGAUCGAGGGAGAUUAUCAGUGGUCUUGUAUGUCUUCCAUUUCCUAAUAAUUGCUCCCACAGUUGAUUUCUUCAAACCAAGCUGCUUACCUAUUGCAGAUUCAGUCUUCCCAGCCUGGUGCAUGUCUACAAUUUUGUUUCUGGUGUCCUUUGACAGCUCUUUGGUCUUGGCCAUAGUGGAGUUUGGAGUGUGACUGUUUGAGGUUGUGGACAGGUGUCUUUUAUACUGAUAACAAGUUCAAACAGGUGCCAUUAAUACAGGUAACGAGUGGAGGACAGAGGAGCCUCUUAAAGAAGAAGUUACAGGUCUGUGAGAGCCAGAAAUCUUGCUUGUUUGUAGGUGACCAAAUACUUAUUUUCCACCAUAAUUUGCAAAUAAAUUCAUUAAAAAUCCUACAAUGUGAUUUUCUGGAGAAAAAAAUUCUCAAUUUGUCUGUCAUAGAUGACGUGUACCUAUGAUGAAAAUUACAGGCCUCUCUCAUCUUUUUAAGUGGGAGAACUUGCACAAUUGGUGGCUGACUAAAUACUGUUUUCCCCCACUGUACACUAAGUUGACUGUGCCUUUCAACAUCUUGGAAAAUUCCAGAAAAUGAUGUCAUGGCUUUAGAAGAUUCUGAUAGGCUAAUUAACAUAAUUUGAGUCAAUUGGAGGUGUACCUGUAGAUGUAUUUCAAGGCCAAACUCAGUGCCUCUUUGCUUGACAUCAUGGGAAAAUCAAAAGAAAUCAGCCAAGACCUCAGAAAAAAAUUGUAGACCUCCACAAGUCUGGUUCAUCCUUGGGAGCAAUUUCCAAACGCCUGAAGGUACCACGUUCAUCUGUACAAACAAUAGUACGCAAGUAUAAACACCAUGGGACCACGCAGCCGUCAUACCACUCAGGAAGGAGACGCAUUCUGACUCCUAGAGAUGAACGUACUUUGGUGCGAAAAGUGCAAAUCAAUCCCAGAACAACAGCAAAGGACCUUGUGAAGAUGCUGGAGGAAACGGGUACAAAAGUAUCUAUAUCCACAGUAAAACGAGUCCUAUAUCGACAUAACCUGAAAGGCCGCUCAGCAAGGAAGAAGCCACUGCUCCAAAAUCGCCAUAAAAAAGCCAGACUACGGUUUGCAACUGCACAUGGGGACAAAGAUCGUACUUUUUGGAGAAAUGUCCUCUGGUCUGAUGAAACAAAAAUUGAACUGUUUGGCCAUAAUGACCAUCGUUAUGUUUGGAGGAAAAAGGGGGCUGCUUGCAAGCCAAAGAACACCAUCCCAACCGUGAAGCAGGGGGGUGGCAGCAUCAUGCUGUGGGGGUGCUUUGCUGCAGGAGGGACUGGUGCACUUCACAAAGUAGAUGGCAUCAUGAGGAAGGGGAAAAUUAUGUGGAUAUAUUGAAGCAACAUUUCAAGACAUCAGUCAGUAAGUUAAAGCUUGGUUGCAAAUGGGUCUUCCAAAUGGACAAUGAUCCCAAGCAUACUUCCAAAGUUGUGGCAAACAUGGCUUAAGGACAACAAAGUCAAGGUAUUGGAGUGGCCAUCACAAAGCCCUGACCUCAAUCCUAUAGAACAUUUGUGGGCAGAACUGAAAAAGCGUGUGCGAGCAAGGAGGCCUACAAACCUGACUUAGUUACACCAGCUCUGUCAGGAGGAAUGGGCGAAAGUUCACCCAACUUAUUGUGGGACGCUUGUGGAAGGCUACCCGAAACAUUUGACCCAAGUUUAACAAUUUUAAAUGCAAUGCUACCAAAUACUAAUUGAGUGUAUGUAAACUUCUGACCCAAUGGGAAUGUGAUGAAAUAAAUAAAAGCUGAAAUAAAUCAUUCUCUCUACUAUUAUUCUGACAUUUCACAUUCUUAAAAUAUAAUGGUGAUCCUCACUGUCCUAAGACAGGGCAUUUUUACUAGGAUUAAAUGUCAGGAAUUGUGAAAAAACCGAGUUUAAAUGUAUUUGGCUAAGGUGUAUGAAAACUUCCGACUUCAACUGUACGUCUUGUGUCUGAGCCGUUGAAUUGCGACUCCACUUUGUCUCGAUAUUGACGUUUUGCCUGUUUGAUUGCCUUGCGGAAGGAACGACACUGUUUGUAUUCUGCCAUAUUCCCAGUCACCUUGCCAUGGUUAAAUGAGGUGGUUCGUGCUUUCAGUUUUUCCCCCUAUUGUUUGACACAUACAGUGCCUUGCAAAAGUAUUUCCUAUUUUGUUGCAUUACAACCUGUAAUUUAAAUGGAUUUUUAUUUGGAUUUCAUGUAAUGGACAUACACAAAAUAGUCCAAAUUGGUGAAGUGAAAUGUAAAAAAUAACUUUUUUUUAAAAAGUAUAAAAAGUAAAUAACGGAAAAGUGGUGCGUACAUAUGUAUUCACCCCCUUUGCUAUGAAGCCCCUAAAUAAGAUCUGGUGCAACCAAUUACCCACAGAAGUCACAUAAUUAGUUAAAUAAAGUCCACCUGUGUGCAAUCUAAGUGUCACAUGAUCUGUCACAUGAUCUCAGUAUAUAUACACCUGUUCUGAAAGGCCCCAGAGUCUGCAACACCACUAAGCAAGGGGCACUACCAAGCAAGCGGCACCAUGAAGACCAAGGAGCUCUCCAAACAGUUCAGGGACAAAGUUGUGGAGAAGUACAGAUCAGGGUUGGGUUAUAAAGAAAUAUCAGAAAACUUUGAACAUCCCACGGAGCACCAUUAAAUCCAUUAUUAAAAAAUUGAAAGAAUAUGGCACCACAACAAACCUGCCAAGAGAGGGCCGCCCACCAAAACUCACGGACCAGGCAAGGAGGGCAUUAAUCAGAGAGGCAACAAAGAGACCAAAGAUAACCCUGAAGGAGCUGCAAAGCUCCACAGCGGAGAUCGGAGUAUCUGUCCAUAGGACCACUUUAAGCCGUACACUCCACAGAGCUGGGCUUUACGGAAGAGUGGCCCGAAAAAAGCCAUUGCUUAAAGAAAAAAAUAAGCAAACACGUUUGGUGUUCGCCAAAAUGCAUGUGGGAGACUCCCCAAACAUUUGGAAGAAGGUACUCUGGUCAGAUGAGCUUUUUGGCCAUCAUGGAAAAGGCUAUGUCUGGCGCAAACCCAACAACUCUCAUCACCCUGAGAACACCAUCCCCACAGUGAAGCAUGGUGGUGGCAGCACCAUGCUGUGGGGAUGUUUUUCAUCGGCAGAGACUGGGAAACUGGUCAGAAUUUAAGGAAUGAUGGAUGGUGCUAAAUACAGGGAAAUUCUUGAGGGAAACCCGUUUCAGUCUUCCAGAGAUAUGAGACUGGGACGGAGGUUCACCUUCCAGCAGGACAAUGACCCUAAGCAUACUGCUAAAGCAACACUCAAGUGGUUUAAGGGAAAACAUUUAAAUGUCUUGGAAUGGCCUAGUCAAAGCCUAGACCUCAAUCCAAUUGAGAAUCUGUGGUAUGACUUAAAGAUUGCUGUAUCCCAGCGGAACCCAUCCAACUUUAAGGAGCUUGAGCAGUUUUGCCUUGAAGAAUGGGCAAAUAUCCCAGUUGCUAGAUGUGCCAAGCUUAUAGAGACAUACCCCAAGAGACUUGCAGCUGUAAUUGCUGCGAAAGGUGGCUCUACAAAGUAUUGACUUUGGGGGGAUGAAUAGUUAUUCACACUAAGUUUUCUGUUUUUUUGUCUUAUUUCUUGUUUGUUUCACAAUAAAAAAUAUUUUGCAUUUUCAAAGUGGUAGGCAUGUUGUGUAAAUCAAAUGAUACAAACCCCUAAAAAAUCCAUUUUAAUUCCAGGUUGUAAGGCAACAAAAUAGGAAAAAUGCCAAGGGGGGGGGGGGGGGGGGGGGGGGUGAAUAUACCAGGCCUGAAAACAUGUUGUACUGGCAGACAGCACAGCUGAUUGGAUUUAAACUGAUUCAAGUUCCCACGUAGUUCAGUCCAUAACGUUUAACCUCAAUCUGUCUCUCUCUCUCUCUCCCCCUCUCUUCCCUUCUCUACAGGAGCCAUUGCCUCACCUCUUCAAUCAGAUGUUCUGUCGGCUGCAGUUGUUGAGAGCACUGAGAGAGCUCUACCAUGGCGCGCUGGAUACUCUUCACCUUCCUCCCAUCCAGCAGCUAUAGCCACAAAUACCCCAACUGUAGCGCCAGAUAUAGCCCCUACAAAUG